This is a messenger RNA of Pyricularia oryzae 70-15, 1254 nucleotides long. RefSeq lists its product as uncharacterized. Bases 1 to 1254 code for a protein of 417 amino acids. Lineage: Eukaryota; Fungi; Ascomycota; Sordariomycetes; Magnaporthales; Pyriculariaceae. The record is from RefSeq and is a predicted model, not a curated record. The transcript has 2 exons. Gene Ontology annotation, molecular function: oxidoreductase activity.
AUGCGGUCACCACCACCUCCUCCACCACCAGAAGUGGAACCGAUCUCAUGGCUGCAGAUAGCACUGGCCACGCUGGGUGUAGGCGGCACUCUCACCGGCUUCUACUACUGGGCAAAGCAACAAUGCGGACCUCUGUCCCUGCCCCAGUACCUCUUCACGGGCAGGGAGCUCAACACGACGACUUUUGUCCCCUUUACCGUCGUGUCCAAGGAGCCCCUGACCGACAACAGCUUCAUCAUCACACUGCGCCCGCGCCGCCGCCACAUCCGCACCGUCGCCUCGCCCUGGCGUGGCCCCACACUGGCCUGGCUGUCGUCCUUGUCGCCCUGGCGCGGCGGCGGCGAGGGCAGGCUGUUUGACCUGCAGCUGCGCGAGCACAGCAACUUUGACGUCUACGACCGUGCCUGGCGCCACGGCCUCUGGGCCGUCGAGGUCAAGCAGCCCCAGCUUCAGAUCGUGCGCGAGUACACCCCGCUGCCGCCCUAUUGGGCGGACACCGAGGACCAGCGCGAGGCGGAGCGCGCCGCCGGCGAGAUCAGGCUGUACGUGCGCAACGUGGGUGAGGUAUCCAACUAUCUGGCUCGCAAGCGCCCUGGUUCUAUCGUCGAGCUGCGCGGGCCGUAUCUGGGCUUGGACGUCGCCGAGCGCCUCGGCGAUCCUGCGGACAAGCAGGUCACGUUCCUGGCUGGCGGCACGGGCAUCGCGCCCGCCAUGCAGGUCGCUCACAGGCUGCUGGAUGGGGACAGGUAUGCAGACAAGGACAAGCCUCUUGCAAAGCCUGAAGUGCAGAUAACCUGGGCGAAUCGCGUAAGGGCCGACACUGCACAGAGUUCCUCCAUCAUGCGCCAGCUCGCCGGGAUGAGGCAGCGGCACGGAAAGAAGCUUGGCCUGGAGUGCGUGGUGGACGAGGAGAAGAAGUUCAUCGACGAGUGCAUCGUGGCCAAGGCCAUCUCUGCAAGGAAGCCAGGCCCACCACAGGAUGGCGAGGCAUGCCCAUAUCACUCCAGCCUGUUGCUUCAGCACACGACAACCGAUUCGCCGGCUGGGGAAGGGCCCGGUUGUCGGUGCGAGGGCUCAUCCAGGGGUCGGAACCUGUUGUUUGUCUCUGGUCCUGACGGUUUUAUCAACCAUUUGGCUGGAGAGAAGCUUUGGCGUGAUGGCAUGCUGUUGCAGGGCCCGAUCGGUGGGUUGUUGGGAAAGAUUAGGAACAAGUACCCGGACCAGUUCAAAGACUGGCUCGUGCUGAAGCUGUGA